GCGAGCGCACCGCCCUCGGGUGGAGCUAGUGCUCAGGGCGUCCUCGUGCCUUUUCUUGGUGGCGGGAAACCUGGGUUGAGGUGUGAGGGGCUUGCGGAGUCGCUGCGGCAGCUGGUUCCGCCCAUCGCCUUUAGGUCCUCCUUGCUCCUGAAGCUUUCAGUAUUUGUUAUUGUGAAAGAAGUUAAUUCACCUGAAACAGAGGAGGGGCAACCUGAGUUAUCAGAAAGUGACUUCCUGGCCUUCCCUUCUUUACUGAUCAGAGGCACACAAAGCGUAGUUUCUAAGCUGAAUGAUGACAACGUUGCAGAAUAAAGAAGAAUGUGGAAAGGGACCAAAGAGAAUCUUUGCCCCACCUGCACAAAAAUCUUACAGCCUGUUACCUUGUAGCCCUAACUCCCCUAAGGAGGAGACCCCGGGGAUCAGUUCCCCAGAGACAGAGGCCAGGAUAAGCCUGCCAAAGGCCAGUUUAAAGAAGAAAGAGGAAAAAGCAACCAUGAAGAAUGUUCCAAGCAGGGAACAGGAGAAAAAAAGAAAGGCACAAAUCAACAAGCAAGCAGAGAAGAAAGAAAAGGAAAAAUCAAGUCUUACCAAUGCAGAAUUUGAGGAGAUUGUCCAGAUUGUUCUGCAGAAGUCCCUUCAGGAGUGCUUGGGGAUGGGAUCUGGCCUUGAUUUUGCAGAGACUUCUUGUGCCCAGCCCGUAGUAUCUACCCAAUCAGACAAGGAGCCAGGAAUUACUGCUUCUGCUACUGAUACUGAUAAUGCUAAUGGAGAGGAGGUACCACAUACUCAAGAGAUUUCAGUGUCUUGGGAAGGUGAAGCUGCCCCUGAGAUAAGGACAUCUAAGUUAGGCCAGCCAGAUCCUGCACCCUCUAAGAAGAAAUCCAAUAGACUCACCUUAAGCAAAAGAAAGAAGGAAGCUCAAGAUGAGAAGGUGGAGAAAACUCAAGGUGGACAUGAGCACAGACAGGAAGACCGACUAAAGAAAACAGUUCAGGAUCAUUCUCAGAUCAGGGACCAGCAAAAAGGAGAGAUAAGUGGUUUUGGUCAAUGUCUGGUCUGGGUCCAGUGUUCCUUCCCAAACUGUGGGAAAUGGAGGCGGCUGUGUGGGAACAUUGACCCCUCAGUUCUCCCAGAUAAUUGGUCCUGUGAUCAGAACACAGCAGAUGUGCAGUAUAAUCGCUGUGAUAUUCCUGAGGAGACCUGGACAGGGCUUGAGAGUGAUGUGGCCUAUGCCUCCUACAUCCCAGGAUCCAUCAUCUGGGCCAAGCAAUACGGUUACCCCUGGUGGCCAGGCAUGAUAGAAUCUGAUCCUGACUUAGGGGAAUAUUUUCUUUUUACUUCCCAUCUUGAUUCCCUGCCGUCUAAGUACCAUGUGACGUUUUUUGGAGAAACAGUUUCUCGUGCAUGGAUCCCAGUCAACAUGCUAAAGAACUUCCAGGAGCUGUCCCUGGAGCUAUCAGUCAUGAAAAAGCGCAGAAAUGACUGCAGCCAGAAACUGGGGGUGGCCCUGAUGAUGGCUCAAGAGGCAGAACAGAUCAGCAUUCAGGAACGGGUUAACUUGUUUGGUUUCUGGAGCCGAUUCAACGGAUCUAACAGUAAUGGGGAAAGAAAAGACUUACAGCUCUCUGGUUUGAACAGCCCAGGAUCCUGCUUAGAGAAAAAGGAGAAAGAGGAAGAGUUGGAAAAGGAGGAAGGAGAGAAAACAGACCCAAUUUUGCCCAUUCGUAAGCGAGUCAAAAUACAGACCCAAAAAACCAAGCCAAGAGGGCUUGGGGGUGAUGCAGGCACAGCAGAUGGCCGAGGCAGGACACUGCAGAGGAAGAUAAUGAAGAGAUCUCUAGGCAGGAAAUCCACAGCUCCUCCUGCACCCAGAAUGGGAAGGAAAGAAGGCCAAGGGAAUUCAGAUUCUGACCAGCCAGAAUGAAUGAAAAUUAGAAUGAAAGAGCGUCUCGGACUGCACCCAGCACACACUAUAGAAACAGAAUGAUUCCUGAUUUGAUUUGGCCCAGGGGCAGGAGAAUGGUAGAAGAGAAGUAACACUUAAUCAGUAUUGCCAAGGGCUGGCUAAAGAGAUACUUCCAUGCCUGCUCCUUUAAAUUUUUUUCAAUAGCUCUCUCACUGGAUAUUCCCAUUUUAGAUAUUAGAAAACUGAGGCUCAAAGGAUUUAAAAAGUGCUCAAGGCUGGUGACUAGCAUAGGGCAGACGGCUUGACUCUCUUUCUGAUCCCAAAGUCCAUAUUCUUUGUAUUGAGAAAGGUCAUCUUUUCCAGAGAUUUCUUGGAAAUAGAGAUUUAGGAGUUUGACUUAUAAAAGGUAAGGACAGGCUGACCUAAUAGGACUCUUGGCUUUGUCACCUUCUCAUUUAGGCCCUAAGAAAAAAUUUAAAGCUCCCCAGAGCAAGGCCUUGGCAGCCAGCUUUUCAGAGGGAAAAGAAGUUAGAACAGUGCCAAAGAACCUGGGCCUAUCAGCGUGUAAGGGGGCCUGCCCCUCAUCUGCGAAAGAAGAGCCCAGACACCGGGAACCCCUGACCCAGGAGGCUGGAAGUGUCCCCCUUGAGGACGAAGCCUCCAGUGACCUGGACCUGGAGCAACUCAUGGAAGAUGUUGGGAGAGAGCUGGGGCAGAGCGGGGAGCUGCAGCACAGCAACAGUGAUGGCGAGGACUUCCCCGUGGCGCUGUUUGGGAAGUAGCUGGUGCUCCUCUGCUCCCUCUUUUUCUCCCUUCUCUGGGGCGCAGGAGGGAGAAGUUGCUAAGUGCUGGGUCUGUUCAUUGGCUAUGAGGUUCAAAUGUGUGUGGUGCAGUUUCUGUGUUAAUAAAGCAGGUUACAGUCGA
This is a messenger RNA of Homo sapiens (human), 2830 nucleotides long. It is a transcript of the gene ZCWPW1, whose product is annotated as zinc finger CW-type and PWWP domain containing 1. The transcript is spliced from 18 exons. Gene Ontology annotation, cellular component: chromosome; nucleus. Gene Ontology annotation, molecular function: zinc ion binding. The record is from RefSeq and is marked validated. NCBI's taxonomy places the organism in Eukaryota, Metazoa, Chordata, Mammalia, Primates, Hominidae. The coding region runs from base 290 to 1924 and encodes 544 amino acids.